Capsella rubella is the source of this 537-nucleotide messenger RNA. Its product is annotated as cysteine-rich PDZ-binding protein. Bases 101 to 397 code for a protein of 98 amino acids. The transcript is spliced from 4 exons. NCBI's taxonomy places the organism in Eukaryota, Viridiplantae, Streptophyta, Magnoliopsida, Brassicales, Brassicaceae. The record is from RefSeq and is a predicted model, not a curated record. Gene Ontology annotation, molecular function: microtubule binding. Gene Ontology annotation, biological process: cytoplasmic microtubule organization.
AAAAAGGAAAAGAAACGAAAUAAUUUAAACUUCUUAACUCCUUCGAAUCGAUUAGAUUCGAUUUAGGGUUUCUUCAACAAUCUCCCCAGGAAGAAGGACGAUGGUGUGCGAUAAGUGUGAGAAGAAGUUAUCUAAAGUGAUUGUUCCAGAUAAGUGGAAGGAUGGUGCUCGUAAUGUAACUGAAGGUGGUGGCCGUAAGAUCAAUGAGAACAAGCUUCUCUCCAAGAAGAAUAGAUGGACACCUUAUGGCACCUGUACCACGAAGUGCAUGAUCUGCAAGCAGCAAGUGCAUCAAGAUGGUAAAUACUGUCACACAUGUGCUUAUAGCAAAGGAGUGUGCGCAAUGUGCGGGAAGCAAGUGUUGGACACCAAGAUGUAUAAGCAAAGCAAUGUAUAAACAACUCUGCCAACAGUCCCUUUGAUGUCAACUUUGUAUAACUGGGACAAAUUAUCUGUGUUGUUAUCAUCUGACUAAUGUCUACUCGGUACGGGUUUCCGGCUUCCUUCAUUUCUAAUGUAACGAUCUUGUUUGGUUCA